Messenger RNA from Bufo bufo (common toad), 954 nucleotides. RefSeq names its product olfactory receptor 12D2-like. The transcript has a single exon. The coding region runs from base 1 to 954 and encodes 317 amino acids. Gene Ontology annotation, biological process: G protein-coupled receptor signaling pathway. The record is from RefSeq and is a predicted model, not a curated record. Gene Ontology annotation, molecular function: olfactory receptor activity; G protein-coupled receptor activity. NCBI's taxonomy places the organism in Eukaryota, Metazoa, Chordata, Amphibia, Anura, Bufonidae. Gene Ontology annotation, cellular component: membrane.
AUGGGACCAGAAAAUGUGACAACUAUGGAAGGCUUCAUCCUUUUGGGUAUCACUGAUGAACGUGACCUUCAGAUCUUCUGCUUUGUGUUUUUUCUCACAUUUUAUCUGUUCAAUUUAUUAGGGAAUCUCUGCAUUGUUCUUCUCAUUACUAUUGACCACUCUCUUUACAAACCCAUGUACUACUUCUUGGCUAAUCUUUCAUUCCUGGACAUCUUCUAUUCAACCACCACUGUACCCAAGAUGCUUUCAGGCUUACUUGUGGGUGACAAGAGGAUAUCUAUCUUUGGGUGUAUAGCACAGCUCCACUUUUUUCACUUUUUGGGGAGCACUGAGGCUCUUCUUCUGACUUCAAUGUCUUAUGAUCGAUAUGUUGCCAUCUGUAACCCUCUGAGAUAUCAUGUCCUUAUGGGAAGAAACUCUUGCCUCCAGUUGGCUUCUAGCUGCUGGCUCAUAGGGUUUCUAUAUUCAUUAUUGCAAACAAUAAUUACUUUCAGGUUGCCUUAUUGUAACCGAAGGCAAGUUACACAUUUUUACUGUGACAUAAAACCCGUUAUAAAGCUGGCCUGUGCAAACACCAAGCAAAGUGAGCUUCUGGUGUCAGGUAUCUUUGCUAUUGUGGCUGUCAGUACAUUUUCAUUGAUCAUUGUGUCUUACAUGUACAUUGGAAGUCAUCUUCUGAACAUUCAAUCUAGACAAGAUAGACGCAAAGCCUUCUCCACUUGUACUUCUCACAUCACAGUAGUUUUUUUGUAUAUCGGGACAGCAUUGUGUAUGUACUUGGGUCCGACCACCGAGAACUCAUUAGAACAAGAUAGAAUGAGUGCCAUAUUGGUCACAGUUAUUACACCUGCAUUAAAUCCUCUUAUUUAUACACUUAGAAAUAAAGUAGUAAAGAAAUCUCUACAAAGACUACUGGGGCGAACACAAUAUUGUGCAAAAUGCUAUCAAGAUUGA